AUGAGUGAAAGGAAUACGCGUAUUGCGAUUAUCAACGUCGACAAAUGUAAACCUAAGAAAUGUCGCCAGGAAUGUAAACGUUCAUGCCCUGUGGUCAAGACUGGUAAGUUGUGUAUUGAAGUUACACCAACAUCGAAGAUUGCCUUCAUCUCCGAAAAUCUGUGUAUCGGUUGCGGUAUCUGUGUGAAAAAAUGCCCAUUUGAUGCUAUCCAGAUUAUCAACUUGCCCACGAACUUAGAAGCCGAAGUGACGCACCGUUACUCUGCGAACAGUUUCAAGCUUCACAGACUGCCCACUCCAAGACCGGGCCAGGUGCUAGGUUUGGUCGGUACUAACGGUAUCGGCAAGUCCACGGCUUUGAAGAUUCUCGCCGGUAAGCAAAAGCCCAACUUGGGCCGUUACGAUGACCCUCCCGAAUGGCAAGACAUUAUCAGAUAUUUCCGUGGGUCUGAAUUGCAAAACUACUUCACCAAGGUGCUUGAAGAUGACAUCAAGGCUAUCAUUAAGCCCCAAUACGUUGACAACCUUCCCAGAGCUAUUAAAGGGCCCGUUCAGAAAGUCGGUGAGCUUUUGAAACUCAGAUUGGAAAGGUCUCAAGACGAUGCCAAGUACGUUAUCAAGGCUCUAGAUUUGCAACACGUUUUGAAAAGAGAUGUUGCUGCCUUGUCUGGUGGUGAAUUGCAGAGAUUUGCCAUCGGUAUGUCUUGUGUACAAGAUGCUCAGGUUUACAUGUUUGACGAACCAUCCUCUUACUUGGAUGUCAAACAACGUUUGAACGCCGCUUUAGUGAUCAGAUCUCUUUUGAAUGCCACCACUUACGUGAUUUGCGUCGAGCACGAUUUGUCAGUGUUGGAUUACUUAUCUGAUUUCGUGUGUAUCCUUUACGGUGUAGCUUCCGUGUACGGUGUUGUUACCUUACCAUCUUCUGUGAGAGAAGGUAUCAACAUCUUCUUGGAUGGCCAUAUUCCAAGUGAAAAUAUGAGAUUCAGAACCGAAGCACUACAAUUCAGAAUGGUUGAUGCCCAAGACCAGUUAGAACAUGAAGACGCUACAAGGGCGUACACCUACCCUACGUUGAAAUGUACCCAAGGUGAUUUCAAGCUAUCGGUUGAGUCUGGUAGUUUCUCUAAUUCCGAAAUUUUGGUCAUGAUGGGUGAAAAUGGUACAGGUAAGACUACCUUGAUCAAGCUUCUAGCGGGCGCUUUACCUCCCGACGAUGGUACCAGUGUGCCAAAGUUAAACGUUUCGAUGAAGCCUCAAAAGAUUGCUCCUAAAUUCCCUGGUACCGUGAGGCAAUUAUUCUUCAAGAGAAUCAGAGGACAAUUUUUGAACCCACAAUUUCAAAGUGAUGUUAUCAAACCACUAAGAAUCGAUGAUAUUAUUGACCAAGAAGUUCAGCACUUGUCUGGUGGUGAGUUGCAAAGAGUUGCCAUUGUUUUGUCGCUAGGUCUGCCUGCUGAUAUUUACCUAAUCGACGAACCUUCCGCCUAUUUGGAUUCCGAACAACGUAUCAUCUGUUCCAAGGUUAUCAGAAGAUUUAUUUUGCACAACAAAAAGACUGCCUUCAUUGUGGAGCACGAUUUCAUCAUGGCCACCUAUUUGGCAGACAAGGUCAUUGUAUUCGAGGGUACGCCUUCUAGAGUCGCACAUGCCAGAGCUCCAGAGAGUUUGUUGACCGGAUGUAACCGUUUCUUGAAGAACCUGAAUGUCACCUUCAGAAGAGACCCCAACUCUUUCAGACCAAGAAUCAACAAGCUGGACUCUCAAAUGGACAAGGAACAGAAGCUGUCCGGUAACUUCUUUUUCUUGGACAACACCGGUGUGUGA
Messenger RNA from Lachancea nothofagi CBS 11611, 1827 nucleotides. NCBI's taxonomy places the organism in Eukaryota, Fungi, Ascomycota, Saccharomycetes, Saccharomycetales, Saccharomycetaceae. The record is from the annotation of a GenBank genome assembly.